UUUCUAUCUGCAAUCUGGCAACUAUUGUAAGCUGUUUAGUGUUUUUCGGUGUUUCACCCAUGUUACAAAUUUAAUUUAACUAUAAAAUUAAUAAUAUUAUAACAAACUACUCAAAAUGCUUAUCAAAGUAAAGACGCUUACAGGAAAAGAGAUUGAAAUAGACAUAGAACCCACAGAUAAAGUUGAAAGAAUAAAAGAAAGAGUUGAAGAAAAAGAAGGAAUUCCACCUGCUCAACAGAGACUAAUUUUUAGUGGUAAACAAAUGAGUGAUGAUAAAACUGCUGCCGAUUAUAAAGUGACGGGUGGAUCUGUUCUACAUUUGGUUUUAGCUCUUAGAGGUGGAUGUGCUCAUCUCAGCUCAAUGUUUCGAUUUAGUGGUUUAAUGUGUACAUAGUGAUCUGCUUUUCAAAUUUCCAUUAUUUAACAUCAAAACUUGUUUUGGUAUUUCUUUACAAAAAUGCGUCCAAAUAUUGUGCGAAAUGUAUUAAAGUAAUCCUCACUAUCCUUCUGAAUUCAUAAUUUUACAAUUUGCUUUUUAAAAAAUAUAAAUGUUUGCAAGAUUUUGUUAAAUGCCUUUUGAAAUAUGGUCAGUUUAAAAAAGUGCUGUUUUACUUAGGAAUAUGUUCCAAAUUUUUGAGCUUCUGUUUGUAUCAUAAAAGUGGAGUAAUAAAAACAUUUUU
Molecule: messenger RNA, 680 nt
Organism: Uloborus diversus
Lineage: Eukaryota; Metazoa; Arthropoda; Arachnida; Araneae; Uloboridae
Gene: Nedd8
Product: NEDD8
Exons: 5
Coding region: 116-394 (92 amino acids)
Biological process (GO): regulation of proteolysis; protein neddylation; modification-dependent protein catabolic process
Cellular component (GO): nucleus; cytoplasm
Molecular function (GO): protein tag activity; ubiquitin protein ligase binding
Source: RefSeq, a predicted model, not a curated record